This is a messenger RNA of Sphenostylis stenocarpa, 237 nucleotides long. NCBI's taxonomy places the organism in Eukaryota, Viridiplantae, Streptophyta, Magnoliopsida, Fabales, Fabaceae. The record is from the annotation of a GenBank genome assembly.
AUGAACCGCGGCGAACCCUCAGACGACCUAUCUAAGAUUAGGGGGGAGAUCCUCAGUAGUGGUGACCCUUUCACUCUUCCACGGACUGAUACAUGUACCGAAUGCUCAUACGGGAAAGUUGACUCCUGGGUCUGGAACGAAGUCUCCGAAAAAUCCUUUCUUUCUCGUCCACUCAGGGGGGUGCGGACACACCUGCGCGGAUUACAGGUGACGGUUACAAAAAUGGCGGGGAAGUGA